AUGAUGCUUGUACACGUAAUCCCCGUCAUACCAAGACCACUGCUUAGUUCUCGCCAAGAAUCGACUAAGAAUCAACUAGCAAUCAACGAUCAUCUGCUAGUAUGCGAGAACAUCCAAAACACAGCUUGUCACCUCGACCUAUCAUACAAGGGACUUGCAAAGCAUGUCUUCAAGUACUCAGUACUCAGGCACAAUAGCAGCCUUCGCCGACCCAAUCUGUGCCUCGGCGUCGGAAGGAGGCAUAGCUGUUACAGGGGUGACCCAGGGCGGUUGUUUGUGACCAACGACAGCUCCAGCUCCACCAUCUGGACCCUUUGCGCCUGCAUUGAGAUCCGGAGUCGUGAAUGCGGUCGAGAGAUCCACCACUCGCACAGUAUCAAGCCUGGAAUCUGUGGCGUUCUCACGCGGCUAAUGUCCCGGUCGAGAUCCCUGUCUGCAAAUCCGCUCGCAGACACUGAAGAGUCCAGAGCGAUAGCCGUAGGGGGUGCUAGUACCGCUGUUGGCUCCACUUCCUCCGUUCGCACCCACAGAGCAUUCACAUUGGUCCGAAGUGACGUACCACCGCUUACGACCCAGCGUUUGUCAUGCAACCUCCUGGUGUCCUCCUCGAACCCACCGGGUCCUCGACAAGUACUUGAUCCAUCGAACGUUCCUUUCCCCCAUCCACCGCGCGAAAUACACACUGCCAGGGAGAUCUGCGAGUUAAUAGCCUAUGUUCCAGUUCUCCAGUUGGACGAAAUCAUUGCCAUGACCCGAUUAGCCUUGUUUUUCGAGACACCCCUCUCCCACUUCAACCUGGGUGCUGGGCGUGAAGAUAGAUUUGCAAUGGAGGAGAAGUUGGAAGCUGCGCCAGUGACGAGCAUUCUUGCAGAGAGCGAGGAAUAA
Suillus paluster is the source of this 885-nucleotide messenger RNA. RefSeq lists its product as uncharacterized. The record is from RefSeq and is a predicted model, not a curated record. The transcript is spliced from 5 exons. Lineage: Eukaryota; Fungi; Basidiomycota; Agaricomycetes; Boletales; Suillaceae. Bases 1 to 885 code for a protein of 294 amino acids.